AACGAAUUCCCUCGGGUCGCGCCGCUAACAGCUGAUCCUCCGCGCAGGAACAACAUUCACGGCUCAACAUUUAACUUAUUAACUCGAUUUAUUCACCCGGGAAUAAUGGAAGCCCUCAUUCCAGUUAUAAAUAAGCUCCAAGAUGUGUUUAAUACAGUUGGUGCUGAUGCCAUACAGCUCCCUCAGAUUGUGGUGGUUGGAUCACAGAGUUCUGGAAAGAGCAGUGUGCUAGAGAGUCUGGUAGGGCGCUCCUUCCUUCCUCGGGGUACAGGCAUUGUCACAAGGAGACCGCUGGUGUUACAGUUGGUCUACACGUCUCAUGAUGACAACCAGCAUCGGUCAGCAGAAGCAGGUACCCUGGACCUGGACGAGUGGGCCCAGUUCCUCCAUGCAAGGAGUCGGAUCUAUACAGACUUUGAUGAUGUGCGCAAGGAGAUUGAGCAUGAGACAGACCGGGUGGCGGGCAAUGGAAAAGGCAUCUGCAGUGAGCCUAUCCGACUUAAAAUCUUCUCAGACAAGGUGGUCAACCUGACUGUGGUGGAUCUGCCAGGAUUGACAAAGGUACCAGUAGGAGAGCAGCCAGAAGACAUUGAGCAGCAGAUCCGGGACCUGGUCCUAUUCUACAUCGGCAACCCCAACUCAAUCAUUUUGGCCGUGUCGCCUGCAAACAUGGACAUGGCCACUUCUGAGAGCCUCAAGUUGGCCAAGGAGGUGGACCCUGAUGGCCGCAGAACACUGGCUGUUAUCACCAAGUUGGAUCUCAUGGAUGCGGGAACUGAUGCUAUUGACAUUCUGUGUGGCCGUGUCAUUCCUGUGAAAUUAGGAAUUAUUGGUGUCGUAAACCGUUCUCAACAGGAUAUCAUUGACAACAAGACCAUUAAGGAUGCCCUAAGGGAUGAAGCUGCAUUCCUUCAGCGGAAGUAUCCCACGUUAGCAAACCGCAAUGGAACUCCUUAUCUGGCCAAGACCCUGAACCGCCUGCUGAUGAUUGAGCCUGUAGCCCUGCCAGGAUUUGAAUCAGAUCACAUUGUAGGCCUUAAUUCUCAGAUCACAAGUUUUGUGUAG
Molecule: messenger RNA, 1065 nt
Organism: Penaeus indicus
Lineage: Eukaryota; Metazoa; Arthropoda; Malacostraca; Decapoda; Penaeidae
Product: dynamin-1-like protein
Exons: 8
Coding region: 106-1065 (319 amino acids)
Biological process (GO): mitochondrial fission
Cellular component (GO): membrane; mitochondrion; cytoplasm
Molecular function (GO): GTPase activity; GTP binding; microtubule binding
Source: RefSeq, a predicted model, not a curated record